AUGAUUGACCGCUGCAAAACCAAACAAAAACCGGUCAGCCAUUCAAUGUUCCAAAAUAAACAUAAAUCACCAUCUAAGGUUCCAAAAGGACAUACGUUCGAAAAUAAACAUAUCAACCAUUUAAGGUUCCAAAGUAGACAUAAAUCAACAUCUAAGGUUCCAAAAGGACAUAAGUUCCAAAAGGACAUAGGUCAAUCAUUUAAGGUUCCAAUAUAAACAUCCGGAUACUUGAGUAUUAGCUCUCUCUUACCAAACAUCAAUAAAUUGGGUGUAAAACCAAUCCAAAGUAAGAAAAAUGUCACAGUCUGUAUCAGACACACGCAUAUCUAAAAAUGAUUCAAAUUGACGAAUAUUAAUAUUCCAUUGGCGUUC
Messenger RNA from Acanthoscelides obtectus, 372 nucleotides. The record is from the annotation of a GenBank genome assembly. Lineage: Eukaryota; Metazoa; Arthropoda; Insecta; Coleoptera; Chrysomelidae.